Messenger RNA from Fragaria vesca subsp. vesca, 615 nucleotides. RefSeq names its product phospholipase A1-IIdelta-like. Gene Ontology annotation, molecular function: glycerophospholipid phospholipase A1 activity. Bases 1 to 615 code for a protein of 204 amino acids. NCBI's taxonomy places the organism in Eukaryota, Viridiplantae, Streptophyta, Magnoliopsida, Rosales, Rosaceae. The transcript has a single exon. The record is from RefSeq and is a predicted model, not a curated record.
AUGGAUACUCAUACCACCACCCAGACCCAGACCCCUGAUUCCACUACUGAACCAGUAGCAGGUCUAGCAUGGUCAGCUCUCCUCGGAGAAAACAACUGGGCCGGCCUCCUGGACCCGCUGGACGUCCACCUCCGAACCCUGAUCCUCCGCUGCGGCGACUUCUGCCAGGGCACCUACGACGCCUUCAACAACGACGCCAACUCCAAGUACGCCGGGUCCAGCCGCUACGGCCACGCCAACUUCUUCGACAAAGUCAUGCUCCAAGACGCCGCCAACUACGAGAUCGCCUUUUUCCUCUACACCACCGCACAAGUCAGCGUCCCAGAGGCCUUCCUCCUCCACUCCAUGUCCCACGAGUCGUGGGACCGCGAGUCUAACUGGAUCGGCUACGUCGUCGUCACCACUGACCAGUACAGCAAGUCCAUCGGCCACCGCGAAAUCUACGUCGCCUGGCGUGGCAACACCCGCAACUACGAGUGGGUCAAUGUGCUUGGUGCCGAGCUCGUAUCGGCCGAGCAACUGCUCAGGCCGGAGAACAACAACACAGUAAACAAGACCAACUCCUCCAUGAAUGAGCUGCUUCCGACGUCCAUGUCCGAUCGCCACCGAGGUUGA